Molecule: messenger RNA, 1544 nt
Organism: Zychaea mexicana
Lineage: Eukaryota; Fungi; Mucoromycota; Mucoromycetes; Mucorales; Lichtheimiaceae
Exons: 3
Coding region: 1-1533 (510 amino acids)
Source: RefSeq, a predicted model, not a curated record
AUGGCACUGCGAUCUAUACUCGAUCCUUUAUUGCCCGGGCAAGAAACUGAUCCUAUGGACAGCAUCAACAGUAGCCCACCGCCAGAACAACAUCAUGAACCAUCGUCACCAGCACCUAACGACAGCCAUCCACCUCCUCCUCCUCCAUCAUCUCCUCCAGAGCCUCAGCCUUCUAGCAACAACGACCCUAAGAGUCCACCAUCGCCAGCACCAUCGUCCAACAACAACAACCAUGACACCAAUAGCAAUGGUCCAGACAAAACUGUGCCAACCGACCAUCCAUCCCCGGGUGCAGCAACAAGUCCUGCUGCUAAAGAUGAUACUCCUACUAAAAGUAAGGAUGAGAAAAAACCCACACCAGCUGUAUCUACCACUACUACAUCUCCUUCAUCAUCCAACCAUAAUCAUUCAAAACAUCAUCAUGACCCAACAACUCCUUCAUCCUCCUCCAAAGAUCAUAAUAACAACAGCAACAGCUCUGCUGCUGCUGCCACUGCUCCUCCUUCGGGCCAGCCAACCGAAAAAGCGGCUCAUCAUCCUCCGAACAGCAAGACUGUCACCACGUCAAGUGCAACUAAAGUGAUCGCCGUCAGCACUUCUGCCGAUGGAAGUGUGCAUACCUAUACAUCCACGUCAUAUACGCCUUACUCGACUGUCAUAGCUGACUCGGGCAACGACAAAGGCGAUGGUGGUAAUAGUUCUGCGUCUGCAAUUGCGGGAGGUGUUAUUGGAGCGACAGUAUUGGCUGCAUUGCUUGGCGCACUAGCAUUUAUCUGUAUGCGACGGAAACGACAAAGACGACAGCAAGCCUUCGCGGCAAAGGGCGACAGCACCGAUCAUACCGACGCAGAUGAACUCAUGUACUACCGAUCGCCUGCAACGACUGCCACGACUGCAACUGUGCCACCGCAACAAGAUCCUGUAGCCAUGGCCGAGCAACAGCAUGGCAUCAAUAGCACACCACCCAUGGCCGUCAUGAACAGCUUGCCACCUCCACCAGCGAACAACGGGGUAUCUCCUGCACGACCCUUUAUCGCGCCUUACGCUACUACGACUCCAGCAGCCUAUUCUGAGGACGGAAGCGAAUAUGGUUCUGCCUACAUGCCUCCAGUGAGUAGUGGAGGCCAACAAGGAGCGUCUACUGGUAACUACCAUCAAGCAUCACAAUCGGCUGGCUACUAUUAUCCGACCCAACAAGCCGAUCUCAAUGCAGGCUAUGCGCCAACAACAACCCAUGAUGGUCGGAUGUUGACAGCAGCUUAUAUGGAGCCAGGUCAACAGCAACAACAACAACAGCAGCAGCAAACAACCGUUUAUCGUACCCCCUCGCAUGCUGGUCAACAAUACCAUUAUCAGCAAGAACAACAACCACAGCAGCAGCCGAUGUAUAUGCCUCAACAUGAAGUUGAUUACAGUUAUUAUCAACAACAACAACCAAUGCAACAGCACCAUCCUCCUCCUGUUGGCUAUGCUACCGAUGGAUACUACUCACCGCAGAUUGUGCAAAUGGAUGUACCUCACACUAAAGAUUAAACUGGCUUUCU